This is a messenger RNA of Sipha flava (yellow sugarcane aphid), 1729 nucleotides long. Its product is annotated as heterogeneous nuclear ribonucleoprotein L-like. Gene Ontology annotation, molecular function: mRNA binding. The record is from RefSeq and is a predicted model, not a curated record. Gene Ontology annotation, cellular component: nucleus. Bases 437 to 1630 code for a protein of 397 amino acids. The transcript is spliced from 8 exons. Gene Ontology annotation, biological process: regulation of RNA splicing. Lineage: Eukaryota; Metazoa; Arthropoda; Insecta; Hemiptera; Aphididae.
CGUAGCGUAUGUUCCUGUCACUGUGCGUUUCACUGAUAAGUAAAUUCGGUCUUUAAUUUUAAUUAAAGACUAUAAUUUUAAUCAGUGUUCUCAAAUGUUGUCGUCCUCGGGCGGCAAUAGCCGCACCGAUUAAACCCCAGCCACAUCCAAAAUCAAGAGCACAGUUACUAAAAAUCCUGCCUCAACUCAUGGAUACAGUACCAUGGGGAAAAACGGAACGUAUUUUCAUGUGUUUCAACUUGCUUUCAAGUGGGAUGAACGAUCACUGACUUCCUUAAUCUUCCAUACGAAAAUUCAUGAUUUUCGUUAAUAGUAUGCUUAUAUUUACGUUCAUAUACAUCGAGUCAACGUUCCAUUUGUAUACGUAAGCAAAUAGAAAGGAACGUCGGAAAAUAUCGAAAGGGAUUCAAAAAGCUUCAAAUUAUCCAAGACGAUCAUGGACAGUGUCAGACCGAAGCAUGAACGAGGCACCUUAAGAGGCACAGGCCCGUCUUUCCGCUUUUCUAAUCGACGAUUUGAUGGAGACCAGCAUUUAGGAACGUCGGAAAACCAAUAUUUGAGCGGACGAAACAAUGAGAUAUGGUCAAGGCGACCGAUUACCAGAAAGUCCCAGUCUGGUAGUGGCGAUUCUACCGGACCACUAUGUCGUCCGCAGUCUUGGCGGUGUGCGAUGCCGAACAAAGUGCUAAUCGUGUAUGGGUUGGAAAGAAUGGCCGUUAACUGUGAUAAGAUCUUCAACCUGUUUUGCAUUUACGGCAACGUUAUGGCUGUGAAAAUUUUGAAAGGAAAGCAAGUACUCGUCGAGCUACAAGACGUCGAGGCUGCUAAACGAUGUGUGGCUAACUUGAACUUGGUUCGGUUGGACGAAACAACUGAGCUAAAAGUCAAGUAUUCAAAGCAUUCGUUCAUCAACAAUCACAGAACGUCAAGAAUGCCGGACGGCACGCUAGAUAUGAAAAAUUAUCUCAACAGCAAACUUAAUCGAUUUAUCGGAAAAGUGAAGAAAUACGAGGAUCAGCGACGAACCACAGCUCCGUCAAAAAUUUUGCAUUUCUAUAAUGCACCGACGGAUAUUUGCGCCAAAAAGAUUCACAAAACGGUGACGGAGGCCCUUGGUUGCAUGGACUCAAUAAGAUCCAUAACCAUUUUGCCUAAAAAACUUCCAGGCGCUAAGUGUUCAACUGGUCUGGUUGAAAUGAAAAGCGUCGAAUUGGCGGUAAAGACAAUUUUCAUUUUGAAUCAUAUGUCAUUUGAAUCGUCAAAAUCCAGGUUUCCAUUUUUAACUAAGUUGUGCUUCUCAAAAUGGUCCGAUAUCCGGCGGCAGUCCACGGGCUCGUCCGAUUUGCUGUUGAGCAUUACGCCAUGCAUAUCGUCGUCGUUGCACAAUUCUGAGUACGCCGUGUCCACGGCUGAGUACCCUAUCGCGCGCACGACACUGCAGACGACCGGGCCCGAUGGAGCUUCGUGGACGUUGUGGGAAACUAAGGAUAUUGUGACGGAGGCCAUUGACCACGUCGCAGUAAAUCUCGAGCGACCCACGGACACAUCGCUGAACGAGUUGCGUGUGACCGAGAACCCGCCGACCACAUUGUUCACUGCCCCACGGCAAACGAAUGACAAAACGUCGUAGUCGUGUAAACGUUACUCCUGGUUCGGAGGAGUUCCAUUCGCCUCGUUCGGGCAUUGUUAAAUAUAUACGAAAUAAAUAAUAAAUAUACAAUAUUUUAUA